ACGUCAUUUCCUGUUUGUGCCUCAGCGGGAUGCGUUGUCACAAUUUAUUCAUUUAAUUUUAUUUUAAAUAAUAAAACAAAACGCUGUAGUGGUACUUUAAAGGAGAAAAGAGGAACAUUAGCUAAACAAUUACUUGUAGUCGAGUUUUUAAGUGUCGAAACAGGAAGUGACGAAAACACAGAAAAGUUUGGACGUUAGCAACUGUUUGGGUUUGUAGACUUAUUAGCUCACAGUCACAGCAAAUAGACUGUAAUUGUUUUGGAAGCGGAAUAAAACUGGCGUUGUAUCACUAUAUAAGCAUUAAAGGUUAUAAAUUACCUUGACAAGCUACAUCCAUGGUUCUGCUUUCUGGUCUUUUGUUGUUUUGAAGAAGAAGCCUGAGAAGUAAAACAUUCAAAUGGACUCUGAGGUGUCUGUGAUGCUUCAUUGUGCUCCAGCUCAGGGCUUUGAAGAGCAUCAAGUACAAGUAGAGAUAUCAAGCAGGUUCAACCGCAGAAGUGUUCCUGAGAUGGAGAAACAUAUAGAGGUGGUGUGGAGCGAUCGAGUGGCCAAAGAACCGUGGCUUUUCAAUGGGGCAAAGUUCAGACUGCACUCAGCAGAACUUUUCACGACACCUUCUCAGAUAUGUACAGAUACUGCCUCACGGUCUAAAACAGCCGAGGCCGACAGGCAGCUCGGAAUUCCUUCGUUCCACUGCAGAGGUGGAGAGCACAUCUCUCUGAUGGAAAAAGACAUCUCGUUGGUUAAUGCAAAAAGUGAGAAGAGCAGCUGCUGUAGAGAAGCCAAAGGAGAACCCAAGGAAGACACGAGACCCUCAGAAGUGAAUGGAGUGAUCCUCCGAUUACAGCUGGGUUUGACGUGUUAUAAAGACUUCCUAGGAACCAACUGGUCACAAGAAGCCGUGAACCUGCAGCAGCGCGGACGUCUGGAGUCAGGAGAUACUCAGGCGCUUCUUGCACAGCCUCUCGGAGUCGGUGCUGUCUUGGUUACCUCUGAUGGACAGGUAGUGAUGCUGAGGAGGAGUCAGAGAAUCGCCGAGGCUGCUGGGCUCUUAGACAUACCCGGUGGGCAUCCUGAGCCUAAGGCUGUGUGUCAGGGGGUGAGGGAGGAGGACAUCAGCGUGGACCUCAUGCAGGGCUGCGAGAGAGCCGUCGUGGCAGAAAUCUUCUCCUCCGUGUGCGCCGAGGUCAGAGAUGAGGUGUGUGCAGUUUAUACAACACAAUCGACAACUUGCUAUCGGAGAAGGAUUUGGAUGCCUGAUACAGGGAUUAGAGACGGUGCAGGUUUGCGCUGUGAAUGUUCCACUAGGUUCUCUCAGUGCACCGGUUCUGAUGGGAAUAGCACUGAACCACACCAGUGCAGGACGACCCAGCGCAGAGUUUUACAUCAGGUGUACUCUGACGAUGGAGGAAGUAAAGGAUUUUUAUCUGCGCGGCGGACCUGAAGCUCACGAGUCUACAGAUAUCGUGUUUCUGAGUAAAGCAGAGAUGCUGCAGUUGGAUACAAAGUCACCCUUGUGGUCAGAACUGUGUCCGUCAGCCAAAGGAGCAGUGCUGCUGUACCAAGUAGUGAGACCCGAUCAGUCUUAGAAACACCACACACACGUGCUUCCAUAUCUCUAGUCAUUAACUUCAAAGUUAUCUCAGAUAAAACUGUGUUCAGUUUGUUUUUUGGUUUCACUCUACACUUUUACACGUUUUUCGGUUAGCUCCGCCCCCUCGUCCGAGCUGAGGGAAAGUGAAGGCAUUUUUUUUUAUAGCAAUUGUUAUUCUCAGGCAGAAGAGAGCUCUAAAACCACAGACUGUCACUUUUUUUUUUAAAACUAUAAAAAGUCUGAGAUCUGUAUAAUGUAUACAGGAGUUUUUUUAUAAAUAUAUUCUAUUUUCAAAGCUUAAUAUAUCACAAUGUGUACGAAUCUGUUUUAAAGACUGAAAUGUGAAUUUUUAAUUUUUUCACAUGUACUUUUCUGAAAAUCAAUAAAACACAUUUUAUACGAACGAGA
Tachysurus fulvidraco (yellow catfish) is the source of this 2002-nucleotide messenger RNA. It is a transcript of the gene nudt22, whose product is annotated as nudix (nucleoside diphosphate linked moiety X)-type motif 22. NCBI's taxonomy places the organism in Eukaryota, Metazoa, Chordata, Actinopteri, Siluriformes, Bagridae. The record is from RefSeq and is a predicted model, not a curated record. Gene Ontology annotation, molecular function: GDP-mannose hydrolase activity. The transcript has 6 exons. The coding region runs from base 398 to 1444 and encodes 348 amino acids.